AUGAAGUUCCUCUUCGCGACGGCGGCAAUCUUUGCCUUUGGCACAUCUGUAAGCGCCCAGCAAGGUGCAUGGGCCCAGUGCGGCGGCAUCGGGCACACCGGCGGCACCACCUGCAUUUCCGGAUACUAUUGCCGGUACCAGAAUGAUUGGUACUCACAAUGUGUCCCCGGAAGCUCACCCGUUACCAGCUCGCCGGCACCAGCGCCCCCAUCAACCACUCUCCGAACCUCAACAACAACACAAGGAAAUGACCCCGUCACGAGCACAUCUUCAGCACCGGGCAAUGGCGGCACAGCCUGUCCAGCUCUACCCAACGGCCUCGGUCCUUUGAGCACCGCUCUACCUGACCCGUUUACCUUUCAAAACGGAGGCAAGGUUACAUCCAAGGCCGACUGGGUUUGCCGGCAGGCUGAAAUCAACUCCCAGUUUCAGCGCCUGGAACUAGGAACCUUACCUCCCAAGCCACAGUCCGUCACCGCGUCAUACUCCGGUAACAGACUCACCAUCAACGUCUCGGAGGGCGGCAAAUCCAUCUCUUUCGCAGUCACCAUCUCCAAGCCCAGUGGGAACAGCGUGCCAGCCAUCAUCGCCUUCGGAGCCGCGAGCAUUCCCGUACCUUCCAACGUGGGAACCAUCACCUUCAACAAUGACGAGAUUGCUCAGCAACAAGGCGGCGGGUCGCGAGGCAAGGGAAAGUUCUAUGACCUAUACGGCAGUAAUCAUAAUGCGGGAGCUCUAAUGGCAUGGGCCUGGGCCGUCUCGCGCAUCAUCGACGCACUGGAGUCGACGCCAUCCGUCGGUAUCGAUCCCACGCGUCUCGGUGUGACAGGAUGCUCCCGCAACGGCAAAGGGGCUUUCGUCGCCGGGGCUUUCGACUCGCGCAUCGCCCUUACCCUCCCUCAAGAAUCGGGUGCCGGCGGAGCUGGCUGCUGGCGCCUCGCUGACUGGCAGAACCGCAACGGCUUCACCGUUCAGGACGCGAAGCAAAUCGUGACCGAGAACCCGUGGUUCAGCCCUGUUUUCAACCAGUACACCAGCAAUGUCAACCAGUUGCCGUUUGACCAUCACAUGCUGGCUGGCCUCAUUGCACCCAGAGCCGUAUACGUCAUGGAGAACCCCGACUACGAGUGGCUCGGCACUAUAAGCACAUACGGCUGCAUGGGAGCGGCUCGGAAGCAGUGGGAGGCUCUGGGGUCUCUUGAUACAUUUGGGUAUAGCCAGAUCGGUAACCACGCGCACUGCAGUUUUCCCAGCUCGCAGCAGAGCGAACUUACUGCAUUUAUCAACAAGUUCCUCUUGAAGCAAUCGGGAGGAUCGACUAGUGUGUUCAGAACGGACCAGACUUAUAAUAACUUCAACUUGAAUACCUGGGCACCUUGGCCAGUACCGAAUUUGUCAUGA
Messenger RNA from Colletotrichum truncatum, 1401 nucleotides. RefSeq names its product cip2. Gene Ontology annotation, molecular function: cellulose binding. Gene Ontology annotation, biological process: carbohydrate metabolic process. NCBI's taxonomy places the organism in Eukaryota, Fungi, Ascomycota, Sordariomycetes, Glomerellales, Glomerellaceae. Gene Ontology annotation, cellular component: extracellular region. The record is from RefSeq and is a predicted model, not a curated record.